Messenger RNA from Plodia interpunctella (Indianmeal moth), 1784 nucleotides. RefSeq lists its product as uncharacterized. The transcript is spliced from 4 exons. The record is from RefSeq and is a predicted model, not a curated record. The coding region runs from base 104 to 547 and encodes 147 amino acids. Lineage: Eukaryota; Metazoa; Arthropoda; Insecta; Lepidoptera; Pyralidae. Gene Ontology annotation, cellular component: cytoplasm.
UCACUGUCUCAGUCAUCUGUCACAGCCUUAUUAAUCAUUCGGCUCCGGCACGAGGGGGCGAUUUUCAAUUUAUUUUAUUUAGCUAUAAAUAAAUACCGACAUAAUGGUUGAAGCACAAAAAUAUAGAAUAGAGCAAGAAAUGACUAAUCUAGUCAAUGAGUUGGAUAAGAGUUAUUUGAGAAAAAUGCAAGGUGACAUGCACCGGUGUGCGGCCAGGUGCUGCGAUGAUCAGCAGUCCUCACUGGAGAGAGUGCACGGCUGCAUUGAGAACUGCACUAGUCCACUGAACCAGGCUAAUAACUAUGUACAGGGAGAAAUCAAUCAUCUUCAGAAUAGACUCCAGCGAUGUGUGAUGGACUGCAACGACUCAGCUAGGGACAGGCUGGGAGCUGACCCGAGUCAAGAAAUUAUUGACAAGUGCACAAUAGAUUUCGAGAAAUGUGCAGUGAAGUGUGUGGACAAACACAUGACUCUCAUUCCUACCAUGAUGAAAACUAUGAAGAAAGUACUUGCUAGUGGGAAGCCCCCGCCAGCGAAGAAUGAAUGAAGAAGAACUAUAAAUUGAUACUGGCAGCUUCAUUGCUUUCAAAAUAGGGGGAAGAUGACAUAAUUAUCUUUUAAAAUAUACAUUCUAAUGUCUGUUACGAUUGAUUAAAUCAGUGGGGCGAUUUUGAUGAAAUUUUGAAUAGAUAUAGACUCAUUAACUAUAUCUAUAUGGUACAGAUAGUUAAAAAUAAUUCUUGAAGCUUUCAAACAUUAUUCCGCUGGGAUGCCGCAGGCAUCUAAACUGACACACCAAAGGUAUAAAACCCCACAUUAUGUGUGGAGAUUUAUGAUUUUUUUUUAAAAAGGUGCAUUUUUUGAGUAAUUUUAGAACGAUGACAUCACACAAAAGUUGUAAACAAAGUAAUGAUCCUAGAAACUUCCGUUUCUACCUUUGUUGGUAUGAACGAACCCCUAAACAAUCAAGAAAGUCAACAACUAAAUUGUAGACAAAGAAAAUUGUUUCGCUCACACAAAUAAGAGAAACGUGUAAAGGAAACGGGACAGUGCUAAUAUAUUUCGUCCCGUGUCACAGGUUUUGGAUUGACGGAUUACCCGCUUUGUAUGAGAUAGGCUGGGAAAUUGUAUGGCAGUGUUGCCAGCUCGUUCUCUUUAAUUUCUUUCUCUUUGAAAUAAAUCGGUUAUGUAAAACACAGCUGCUAGUAUAACUUUAAACGUGCCACUUAGAAUUUAAAUGUAGGUAUAGUAGUUUUAACUUUGUUAGUGUAUGUAUAUUUUGUAAAAAGUGGACGAAGUGGUUAUUAAAAUUAGCACAUUAACAAAAUAUGGGGCGUCCUUAAGUGUAGAAAGUUGAUUUUCAUCGAACAAAUUUUUUUUAUUAUUGCAACACUAAAUCUAACGAUUAUGAUUGGUCGAAGACAGCGCCCUCAUUUGUUUUCUAAUCUUUUUGGAUGCAUUGUAACUUUUUACAUAUUUUAUGUGUGUAUAUUUGGAAUGAUGGGUUAUACUGACAUAUUAUAUUCGGAUAAAAACUGUUGUAUGAAGAAUUUUUUUCUUGUAUUAUUACAAUGUGUACAAGAAUAAAAUUUUGAUUUUGAUGAGGGCGCCACUGUUGUUUCUAAUUGCCGACCAAACAAUGUUCGUUAUUAUUUAAGUAGUUAUAUUUUUUUAGUUUUGGAAAUUUAAAAAUACGCUAUUAUUAAAACUAACUUUUAAUACACUGUAAUAAUUAUAAUGUUUUGUUGACUGAAAUAUAAUGGCAUUUACAGUUGUUGAAUUUA